This is a messenger RNA of Paramuricea clavata, 1750 nucleotides long. The record is from the annotation of a GenBank genome assembly. NCBI's taxonomy places the organism in Eukaryota, Metazoa, Cnidaria, Anthozoa, Malacalcyonacea, Plexauridae.
UCCUCAUGUGAAAAGAGUAAAGUCAACACUCUGUCGAAAGUCGUGGGUUUUCUCCGGGUAUUCCGGUUUCCUCCCACAGGGGAAGUUGACAGGGUGGGUUAGGUAAAAGGGCCCACAGUAAUUGGCAUAUGCUGCUGUGGUGACCCUGCCCUAGUUGGCACUAAAUAAAUAAAUAAUUCUUUCAUAUUUUUUCAAUUUUAGUCUGAUACUGGCGUACUGCGAGGCAAAUGAAGAUAUCUGUAAACAGUUGGGAAUCAAUCUCGGAAACCAACAGGGAAACACGAGUGCCUUACUUGGGGAAGAUGAUAUUUCCAUACUAGAAGCCAUGCUCAUCACCUUGGGAGUAAUUGUGGGUGUCGGUGGACUCUUAGGGAUAUUGUUGCUUUGUUGUUUGCGACGAAGGUUUGUAUACCGCUGUCCAGUUAUAUAUGAGUUCAGUUGUUAAAUACUAUUCGUUUAUUUCGUAGCUGGGAGGGGUGGAUGGGGGAGACUUCAUAAACCUUUACAUCCAAAUUAGGGUGGUUAUUAAUGAAAGAGAAAGAGAGAGGUUUCAAAGAUAAUCUACGGUAUAUAUAUUUAUAUUUGCAAAAUAAUACAUAUUCAAGUAUUAUAAUGCUUUCUAUUUCAGAAGGAAACGUUAUAUGCCAGUGUAUGAAACUAGUGGAUACAUCAUGCCUUCAAAAGCCGUCUCUUUCGACGAGAGACCACACUAGUAAGUCACUGAGUAGAAACAACAGGCUAUAGCUCAAAAUAUCUUCACUAAUCAUUUAAAAAUUUCUUUUAGCUACCAACCUGGAAACGACCCAACCAGGGUAAGUCACACUCCGGUAAGUACGAUUCGCUGGGAAAAAAUGGCACAUUGAGAAAAACAAUUUUCGUCACUUUUCCUCCCCCACUUCAAUAGGGAACUUUAGAUUCGCUACGGCUACGAAAUCUAGUACGACUACGAGAUUUUUUCCAUUAAAUAUCAGCUACUAAAAACUUAUAAUAGUACGUGGUUUGGCGCAACUGUUGCUAUAAAGAUGUGGUAUGCAAAAUAAAAGGCGAUAAAAAGUCUGUAGUAGCAGAUAUUUAACGGAAAAAAUCUCGUAGUCGUACGGCAGAUUUCGUAGCCGUAGCGAAUCUAAAGUUCCUUAAUGCUGUAAACAACGCCGAAACAACUUUUGGUAAUUCACCAUGACACAAGCUGUCAAGCUCAACAUUGCGUUGGGGGACCGGGGGCUUAUGAAAGCCAACAUGAUUCAACAUUUAUCAUAAGGGGUUUGGGAAUUUUGUAUACAAAUGGAAAGGUAUUCUCAACCAGUUCUGUCCAAGAUUGUAGCUAUAGACUCGUUGCAGUUGAGGUUAAAACGAAGUCAUGCGUGGUAUCUGGAGGACAUGUACUUGAACUGGUGCAGGAAAUAGUCAGUGGUUUAUAUUCAAUCGCCUAAUACUUAAUGCUUUCCCUCUCUUGACACAGGAGGCCCAAGAGGUUGAACUCCACAUGGACGAAGAACAAACCUCAGUAGAUUCCGCUGAAGAAAUGCGCGCAGCCUCAAGCAGCUCGACAGAAAUUGAAAAAGACGAAGCGAUCGCCAAAGUUCAAGCUUACAUGAAUCAAGCCUUGAUGAAUGAUGAUGUUUCCGAUUCCGACACGGACACUUCCGAAGAUGAAGGUCGAGAAGCUCCGGGUCCUCCUCGGGUGGAUGGCGAAUCGAGUACUGGGUCGACGGAGGCGCUUGUGUCAUCUUAUACAAUAACUAACUUAUGA